Messenger RNA from Ipomoea nil (Japanese morning glory), 1773 nucleotides. RefSeq lists its product as uncharacterized. Gene Ontology annotation, molecular function: nucleic acid binding; RNA-DNA hybrid ribonuclease activity. Lineage: Eukaryota; Viridiplantae; Streptophyta; Magnoliopsida; Solanales; Convolvulaceae. The transcript has 6 exons. The coding region runs from base 1 to 1773 and encodes 590 amino acids. The record is from RefSeq and is a predicted model, not a curated record.
AUGGCUCCUUUCAAAGCACCUGGGCCGGAUAGCUACCACGCAGGGUUCUUCCAAAAAUCAUGGUCAGUAGUGGGAGAUGAUCUAACGAAAUUUGUACUUGAAUUUAUGAAAUUCGGGAUCCUACCAGAUGGCUGCAAUAACACAAUACUGACCCUGAUCCCCGAGAUCUCAAGUCCAAAAACGGUCAAGCACCUCUGGCCGAUUAGCCUUUGUAAUACCACCUACAAACUCAUUACGAAUGUGUUAACGAAUAGAUUGAAAGGUGCGAUCCAAAAACUAAUAGGGCCCCACCAAUCAAGCUUCGAGCCUGGUAGACAGAUAGCUGACAACAUUCUGGUUUAUCAGGAGGUCCUGAACCUUAUGAAGUCUAAAAGAGGUAGCUUGGGACUAAUGGUUCUGAAGAUCGACCUAGAAAAAGCAUAUGAUCGCGUAACUUGGGCAUUCAUCGAAGAGACCCUCCAGGAAGCUGGCUUCACUCAGCUGGAUUACAAUCAUAAUGGCUUGUGUUACAACGUCAAAAUUAGCCAUCAAUAUCAAUGGGAAGCAGUCAGAUUGGUUCAAGCCAAAGCAGGGGGCAUCCGCCAAGGAGACCCAAUAUCCCCGCUGCUCUUUGUCUUCUGUAUGGAGCGCUUAAGUCAUCUAAUCAGUGAGAAGGUCAACUCUGGAGAAUGGAGAGGCAUUCAAAUGGCAAGAGAUGGCCCAUGGUUACCCACCUACUAUUCGCAGACGAUAUGGUGUUGUUUGGAGAAGCAAUAUCCCAGCAAGCCCGAAUCAUUAAACAUUGCCUUGAUGCUUUUUGUGACGCUUCGGGCCAACGUAUACUUGGGGGUACCCUCAUUGCAUGGAAGAUUGAAACAGGAGUCCUUUGAUGGGCUGAUUCACAGAAUUCGGGGCAAACUAGAUGGCUGGAGGAUGAAGACCUUAUCAUUUGCCGGAAGGAGAACACUUGCGCAGUCAGUACUAUCGGAUUUGAGGGCGAGAGGAAGUGCAGUCUCGUAUCUUGGGAAAGUAGUUGUGCAAGACAAAGAUGCGGGGGGCUUAGGUUUGCGGAGGCCUAGAAGCGAUGAACUCUGCCCUUAUAGCCAAACUGGGAUGGAGGUUGCAAGUAGGGGACGACUGCUUCUAGACAAGAAUCUUAGAGCUAGGUAUCGCAUUCAAAGCCUAGAUCCAGCUACAUGGCAACCUCGAUCAUCCAUGUCCAAUGCAUGGAGGGCAAUCCUGAAGGUGAUACCGCUAUUAAAAGAAGGGACCAGAUCUGUUGUUAGAAACAACAUGGCUACAUUGUUUUGGCUUGAUGCAUGGCUUGGCCAUCGACCUUUGAUCGAAGCAGUUUUUGCUGUCCUACCAUUACCAGACAAACUAUCAGCAAUAUCAUUGAUCGACGACGAUGAGCAGCAUGACGACUUAGGUUGGGGUGAUGAGAAGACGGGUCGAGCAGGCUGUGGAGGUUUAGGUAGAAAUGAGAGAGGAGACUGGGUUGCAGGCUUCGUCCAUGGAAUUGCCUACUUCGAAAGUGACUCAAAGAGGAUCGUCGACGCUAUUUCCCAGGGGGCAGCAGUAGGGAAUGUUGCUAGCAAUGUCCUCCAUGCAUGCAAGCAAGAGCUGGGAAAGUUAUCUGCUUGGAACCUAACCUUCGUGCCCAGAGAUCAGAAUCGUGUUUCAGACUUACUAGCAAAGAAAGGUGCUGGCCAAAAAGGGACCGUGAUUCUUCAUUAUACCCCUGAGGAUAUUGGGCAACUCCUAAAGGAAUAUAAGGUCGGAGUGCCAAUUUGA